Molecule: messenger RNA, 3285 nt
Organism: Colletes gigas
Lineage: Eukaryota; Metazoa; Arthropoda; Insecta; Hymenoptera; Colletidae
Gene: Btk29A
Product: tyrosine-protein kinase Btk29A
Exons: 15
Coding region: 288-2450 (720 amino acids)
Biological process (GO): intracellular signal transduction; peptidyl-tyrosine autophosphorylation
Molecular function (GO): protein binding; ATP binding; non-membrane spanning protein tyrosine kinase activity
Source: RefSeq, a predicted model, not a curated record
CCCAGGCCGGAGAUUUUCGUUGUUUAACUAGUAAAUCGAAGGUGUCGAACCGCUGACAUCGUUCGGUUUUUUCUAUCGAGAAACCGGUACCGCGGUCGCGCGACAUCUCGGAUAAAUGCUCUACUAACGUAGUGAGGUAUUUCCUGCUAUCUCGUGAAUCUCCAACGUCUCCGUUUGACAGAUUGUCGGUGUGUGUAUGCGUUCGUUCCACGUGAAUUCUUUGUUUGGGCACCGGUCAUGUUUCUGACAAGCAUUGAAACUGCGGGGUGGUAGCAAUAACUCGGUGCAUGGGUGGCCCUCCAUCGGUGAUGGCAGGGAAAGAUGGGAAGCUGGAACCGAAAAGUGGAGACGUGGUGAGGCGGGGUUUCAUGGUGAAACGGUCUCAGAACAAGAAACGUUUCACCCCGGUCAACUACAAGCAACGCUGGUUCGUUCUGACGAGACGCUUCCUCGUCUACUACGAUAGCGAUGGAGAGCGGCGCAAGGAACGAGGUAGAAUCGCGGUCGAGAGCGUCCACGUGGUUGAAACGGCGAGCCUCGGGAGCAACGCCGGCGGCGUCGGCAGCGACGUGGCAGGCAGCGAGACAGGAACGGGCGGCGGCGGAGGCGGGGGUGGAAUACCACCUGGGCUACCCUUCCAGGUGGGCUAUCGGGAAGCCGGCCAAGAGUACACGCUCUACCUUCUCGCUGGCCGCGAGCAGGACCGCGCCGAGUGGAUUCGUGCCAUCCGUGCUGUGUGCAGCGAGAAUCCAGGUCUGAGCGGUCGUUAUCACGCCGGAUUGUGGAGUGGAAAACGUUGGUCCUGCUGCCGGUUGUCAACACGCUCCGCGGAGGGUUGCGAUACUUGCAGCUCCUGGUCCUCUAAGCCGUUAAACACAACGAACCCGUCCUCGACGUCCACUUCUAGCUUCACAUCGGCACCCGGAACCACCAUCGCCACCUCCACCACUGCCGCUAUCACCGAUCGACCGCAGACGACAAACUCCGAGGCCAAUAACAAUCCCAUCGUUCACUCUCAGGCACGCUCGACAAUCGGGACCCCCUCGACUCCCAUAAUGCCAGGGGGCACGCCUGGAACCCCGUCUUCUAAAACAAAGGACAAAAUAAUGAUGAGAACGAAGGUCGUGGUAGCUCUGUACCCUUUUCGAGCGAUCGAAGGAGGCGAUCUGUCUCUCGAAAAGGGCGCAGAGUACGAGGUGCUGGAUGAUUCUCAGGAACAUUGGUGGAAAGUCAAAGAUGAACACGGAUCCAUUGGUUACAUUCCUAGCAAUUACGUGAAGGAAAAGGAACUUCUGGGUCUUCAGAAAUACGAAUGGUACGUGGGCGACAUGUCCAGACAACGCGCAGAAUCAUUGCUCAAACAAGAAGACAAAGAAGGAUGUUUCGUCGUUCGCAAUUCUUCCACCAAAGGACUUUACACGCUUUCCCUCUACACUAAAGUCCCUCAUCCUCACGUGAAACACUAUCACAUCAAGCAAAAUACAAGGGGAGAAUUUUAUUUGUCUGAAAAGCAUUGCUGUGGCUCUAUACCCGACUUGGUGAACUAUCACAGGCAUAACAGCGGAGGAUUAGCCAGUAGGUUGAAGACCAGCCCUUGCGAUCGUCCAGUACCACCAACCGCUGGUCUCAGUCACGAUAAAUGGGAAAUCGAUCCGGCAGAGCUGCAUUUGUUGGAGGAACUUGGCUCUGGACAAUUCGGGGUCGUGCGAAGAGGAAAAUGGCGUGGAUCUAUAGACGUUGCUGUUAAAAUGAUGAAGGGAGGCACUAUGUCUGAAGAUGAUUUUAUAGAAGAAGCUAAAGUGAUGACGAAACUUCAACACCAAAACUUGGUCCAGUUGUAUGGCGUUUGCAGUAAAGAUAGACCGAUAUACAUUGUCACCGAGUACAUGCGACAUGGAUCUCUUCUCAACUACCUCCGUCGUCACGAGGGAACAUUAGGAGCAAAUGUUGGCCUCCUGUUAGACAUGUGCAUACAGGUUUGUAAAGGAAUGGCUUAUUUGGAAAGGCAUAACUACAUUCACAGAGAUCUUGCUGCGCGCAAUUGCUUGGUGGGCUCAGAAAACGUAGUAAAAGUCGCGGACUUUGGACUGGCGAGGUAUGUGCUCGAUGAUCAGUACACCAGUAGCGGAGGCACUAAAUUCCCAAUCAAAUGGGCGCCGCCAGAAGUAUUAAACUACACCCGCUUCAGCUCUAAAUCAGAUGUCUGGGCAUACGGGGUACUCAUGUGGGAAGUGUUCACCUGCGGAAAGAUGCCUUAUGGUCGCCUAAAGAACACCGAAGUAGUAGAAAGAGUUCAACGUGGAAUCAUACUGGAAAGACCGAAAGCAUGCUUCAAGGAAGUUUACGAGGUAAUGCGAAAAUGCUGGGCCCAUUGCCCGGAAGUGCGACCAUCGUUCCGCGUAUUGAAGGAACAGCUCAUCAGCGUAUCUCAAGGUCUGCUCAAUGAUUGACUCAACCUUCUACGGUAUAUGCGCCUAUCGUCGCCGUCGAGCCGGUCAAUACAAGCGGCGAAAUCACCAUCGCUCGAGCGAUCGCCCUCGAUUUUACCAUCCUCGAACUCCUCAUCGUCGUACAACUCGGCCACAUUACCGUCAUCGCGUAAAACUCGUGCGCCAGCCUCUCUACCGCCCUCGGUCGAUUUUCUACACCUGUCGUCAUCCACGUGUAAAUUGAAAAAAGAAAGGUCAUCCUCACCGAGUACACCUGGCCACCAACCUAGUCAACCAUCGUCAAGCUCGUCCAACGUCUGUGACAUUUGCAGUUCCUACGGGCACCCGUGGAUCGAAAUUUGCAAGGCGAUACGAGCCACUAAAGGCAAAUAAUUUUUUUUUUUUUGUGUGUGUGUGUCCCGAAAUACAUGUGUCGUCGACUCGAACCGACUAUAUCGCAGCUUACACGGCAAACAGAAUAUUACCGAUACGUUAUUUCAGCCUGCAGCGCCACACUCCCCUCCCAACCCUCCGUACUCCUUCAUUCGUCCUAAUCUCCCGAACACGUUAUUAGAUGCACUCUGAACGUUUUCUCAUCGAACAAAGAUCCGAGUGCGUGAUAUUCUUGCGUUUCGCAUACUAGUUUUCCCCUCCACGGUAUGAUUUUCAGUCUCUAUUCCAUACAACGAUAUGGAUGCAUUUACGAAUAGAACAGUAGUAUUUAUUGAGUGUCCUUAAACGGAUAUAACUAGUAAGUUGUGACUUUUUCCGUAGGAGCAUAUACUGGUCCUUUUGUUAUUGACUUUUUAACGAAACAGUAACAUAAUUCUACGAAGGAAAGCAUUAUUUCUGCUUA